AGGGAGGGGCUGCCAUGUCCGCUGCGGGACGCGCUGCCGGGCCCGGCGCCGGAGCCGCCUCUCGGUGCACUUGAAGCAACCACCUUGCUGGGUGACUUCGGCAAUGAGCCCUCCUGCAUCUGAAUGCAUCCUUUGAAGACUGCCAAGAACACACGAUUCAACUCAUUUAAGCAUUAAAAUAGUAAUACCCAUGGAAGAGCCUCAAGACUUACCCGAACAACCAGUGAAAAAAGCCAAGAUGCAGGAAUCCAGAGAACAAAGUUUGAGUCAUGUGAGCAAUGCAGAAGUCAGCGAUGAGAAACCUGAAUCUUCAAGCCUUGGUUCAAACCUUCCCAUGGCCAGUGAGAUUAUGACAUGCACUGAUUAUAUCCCAAGGUCAUCAAAUGAUUAUACCUCACAAAUGUAUUCUGCAAAGCCAUAUACACAUAUCCUUUCUGUACCUGUAUCGGAAACCAUGAGCCCUUACCCUGGUCAGCCUCAGUACCAAGCACUACAGCAGUCUCAGCCCUACACCAUCUACCCCCAGACCACCCAAACCUACGGACUACCUCCUUUCGGUGCACUGUGGCCAGGUAUGAAACCUGAAAGUGGUUUAAUUCAGACUGCAUCUACAAGUCAGCACAGUGUUCUUACCUGCACUACAGGGUUAACCACAAGCCAGCCCAGCCCAGCACAUUAUUCUUAUUCCAUUGAAGCAUCAACUACCAAUGCCAGUCCAGUCUCUACAUCCUCAACUGUUGUCAAUAUUUCCACGUCAGCAGUAGCCAGCAUCUCACAGGACUAUCCCACGUACACAAUCCUUGGCCAAAGUCAGUACCAGACGUGUUACCCAAGUUCUGGCUUUGGAGUGGUGACACCAGCAGAGAGCAACACAGAGAGCACUGCGUUAGCCACAGCCACGUACCCAGCCGAGAAGCCAAGUGCCAUGGUGCCUACGCGGGCGGUGCAGAGACAUUCCUCUGGAGAUGCAUCCACAAGUCCUUCAUUAUCAAGAGCAACAGCAAGUAAAGAGUUAGAUGAGCAGGCAAGGAAAAACAUCCCUGGGAAGAACAGGGGAAAGAGGAAAGCAGAUACCUCUUCCUCACAGGACAGUGAACUGGAGCGAGUGUUUCUCUGGGACCUGGAUGAGACCAUCAUAAUCUUCCAUUCGCUUCUCACAGGGUCUUAUGCUCAAAAAUAUGGCAAGGACCCAACUAUAGUGAUUGGCUCAGGCCUGUCAAUGGAGGAGAUGAUUUUUGAAGUAGCUGAUACCCACUUGUUUUUCAAUGACUUGGAGGAGUGUGACCAGGUACACAUAGAAGAUGUGGCAUCUGAUGACAAUGGCCAGGAUUUAAGCAACUACAAUUUCUCCACCGAUGGCUUCAGUGGCUCAGGCAGUAACACAAACCACAGCUCCUCAGUUGGCGUCCAGGGAGGAGUGGACUGGAUGAGAAAACUGGCCUUCCGCUACCGCAGGGUGCGAGAGAUCUACGACAAGUACAAGACCAAUGUUGGAGGCCUUCUGAGCCCGCAGAAGAGGGAGGCUCUGCAGCGACUAAGGACUGAUAUAGAAGUGCUAACAGAUUCCUGGCUGGAAACUGCAUUAAAGUCACUGCUACUCAUACAGUCCAGGAAAAACUGUGAGAACAUCCUGAUCACAACCACCCAGCUGGUGCCAGCUCUUGCCAAAGUUCUCCUCUAUGGACUGGGAGAGGUGUUUCCCAUUGAAAAUAUUUAUAGUGCUACAAAAAUAGGUAAAGAGAGCUGUUUUGAGAGGAUCGUGUCACGAUUUGGAAAGAAAGUCACCUAUGUGGUGAUUGGAGAUGGGCGAGAUGAGGAGGUGGCAGCUAAGCAGCACAACAUGCCUUUCUGGAGGAUCACAAACCACGCAGACCUCGUGUCCCUUCACCAAGCCCUUGAGCUAGACUUCCUGUAGGAAGCCGGAGCAAAGGUGUGACUGCAGCUCCUGCAAGCCCUCUCCAUCACUGGGGGGGCAGAAACCUCGUACAUUUGGGGACUCAUUUUUCAGCUUGAUGAAGAAAACAUAGCCAAGGAGAACUGUGCAGCACAACGCGGCCCCAAGGCACGACCUCAGGAGCAGGGGCCCUGCCAAGUACAGAGGUGUCCUGUGAGGAAGCUCUGGACUCAGCAGAGCUGGAGCUUGGCUGAAGACAGAAGCCAGCUGAGUUCCUCUAGCAGGUAGUCUCCAGCAGGAGAGGCUGAUCCAACACAAGUGCUUGUAGGAGCUUUCUCCCUUCUGUUCAGCUUUAGUUGUAGAACCCAAGUUAAACACAAAACCUUAUUUUUAUAGAGAAACCCUGAUGGCAGAGCUGAACCUCCCUUGUUCCAUGGAGCCAACGAGAGCUGGGGGCUUUUCAUAGGAAAUACUAAUGAAAAUGUCAAAAAUACCUCUACUGCUGUGAAAUGUGUCCUCUCUCCUUCCCUGUGUGUUCAAAGCAGUUAAUUUAUUACAAUGUCCUCAUGUUAUUUCCUCAGUGUGGGAUUACUGGAAAAUAGAGAAGGGAAUGAUCCUGGGCUACAUGGUCCUUGUAGAGGAAGGUCUUGGUGUUGAGUUGAUCCUGGUGGCUUCCAGUCAAUGUGUGCUCGAGUCUGUUAACCAGCAGGAGAUCACUGGAUUCCAUCCGUGACCCAGGCCAUAGAUCCCACAGAUUUUCCCUGAACAGGAAUACAACUGCCUGUGAACGUUAGAUACAGCACAACAACAUUGCAGACUGCUCCGGUGGGAACAGAGUCCUCAUCUGGACUAGGAAUCAUUGGAGAGGACUGAAUCCUCAUGGAUGUUAUGAAGAAGGGAAUGGUUAUUAACCUUCACCUCCACUUUUCUGGCUCCAGUGAGAGGAAGUUCGUUUUAGUAGAAUCUGAUUCCAUUUUCUUGUAUUCUUCUUUGCAUAACGACAUAGUUAGAAACAAACCCCUUGUUAGAGGGACUUCCUUUUGGAAGACACUGUGACUUGGCAGCCCGGAGCCCAUUGGUGUUGGGAAUGAUGGCUCAUUGGAAAGAGGCUGGAGUCCAUGCCCUGCAGUGCCAGGAACCAGGAAUUGUGCCAGGUCAGGCUGAGCUCAGUGGUUUCUGCCUCCUCCCUGUACCUCCAUGGCACCAACCCAGCCAGUGCCAGGGGUCCCUGCCCAGAGAUGUCUGCUCUGUCCCACCACACACCUCUGCUGAGCCCAAGCCCCUCCAGACCUCUGGUCCCCAGCCCAGCAUCACCCUCCUGGGACACACAGGGCCAGGGCUGACCCCAUGGCACUGCAGGGAGGACACUGCCCCAUGGGGCUGUACCACAGCCACGGGUGAUGUUUGCUGCAGACCUUCCAUGGCAUUAAUGACUGAGGAGCAAUGUCCAUCAGUGCUGGGGACCAGCAUGGAGAUGUGCCUGGAGCAGGGGGUUUGGAUCCCCAGCGCUCAGGGGCUGCACCCAGAGCUAUUGCUGAGGUUCACAUGUCCCAGCCUCCAGUUCUGCUUCCUGGUUUUUGAUCAGAGGAUUCUCCAAGGUGGUCACAGGAGGGCUCUGCUUCCCAUCCAGCUCCUUGCUAGGUGUUGGCCUCGUGCUCUGAUCUCAGGUGGAUGCUCUGGGUCUGCCUAUUUCCCCAGGAACUCUGCUUUAGGACCAUGCCCCUUGUCUGGAACCUGCUGCCUGGGAGCAACCUGCCCUCCAGUCCCAUGAGAAGCCUCUUACGGAGCCAGUUUGUGCUGUGGGUGUUACUGAGCAGCUCAGAGGGGAUGGAGCAGGCUGGGGCUGUGCUCACUUGAGGAGAAGCAGGAGCCCAUGGGAGAUGUUCUUCCAUCUGCCACACACAGCACAUGGGGAGCUCAGAUGUGUCCCCACGGGCAGCCCAUGUCUGUGUGCUGGGGUUCCACAGCACCGUGGGCCCCAUGCAGAGCAAGGAGAGGGGCUGCAGGGCUGCAGCUCCAUUGUGGAUGGCUCCAUAAAGAGCCCUGGGGUCUGUGCCUCAGCUGCAGUGGAUCCUGUGGGAAUGUGCUGUGCCAAGGAGCAGCCCCAUUGCUCCCAGGGUCUGUAGCUGUACCAGAGGGUCAGGACUCACCCGCAGAGGCUGUGCUGGAUCCUGCACAUCCCUGUGGGUUCCCAGCGCAUCCAGAGCCCUCCUGGAGCUGUCCCAGCCUGUUGGGAGCACGCUGGCUCCCGUGGCUGAGCUUUGGGAUUAAACCCUGUGCCUUAACCUCCCACCACCCGUUCCCCAGGGCCCGCAGCAGGCUGCAGAGGGGGUGCUGGCCCCAGGGCCCCCCCAGCUCGCCUUCAGCUGCCUUUACUUCAAACGGCUUUAAGGGAAUGCUAAGAUUCAGCAGGCUUUUCCCCAGGUGUGGAAUAGCUGCAGCCACGGAUGCUCCACACACCUGUCCUUGAAUGUAUGUGAAGUCCUUGUCUAACCGGAGGCUGUUGGUACAUUCUGUGUUCAUGUCUCAUACAGGCUGCCCUGGCUCUUUUAAGGGUUCCCAUCUCCUGUGGGGCCAGAGCAGCAGCUCUGUCCCUCUGGGUUGUCUCUGUGCUCUCCCGUUCCCCCUGACCUGGUCCCAAAGCCAGUGCAGGGGCAGCAGUGGGGCUGUGGCCUCCCCUCCAGCUUCAUCACUGAGGCUUAAACCCCCCUGCCCAGCUCUGUUCCCUGCCUGCAAGGGUGAGCUGGGAGCAGCAGGACCCAGUGCAGCCCCUGCUGUGCUCCCAGCCCCUCUGCAGAGGGAUGGGGACGAGCCCUGGGCACCGCUGGCUGUGGAGCUGUUGCCUGUUCAUGGUCUGCAAUGGGAACUGUCCUGU
Molecule: messenger RNA, 4769 nt
Organism: Melopsittacus undulatus (budgerigar)
Lineage: Eukaryota; Metazoa; Chordata; Aves; Psittaciformes; Psittaculidae
Gene: EYA3
Product: EYA transcriptional coactivator and phosphatase 3
Exons: 19
Coding region: 191-1915 (574 amino acids)
Biological process (GO): multicellular organism development; negative regulation of extrinsic apoptotic signaling pathway in absence of ligand; positive regulation of DNA repair
Cellular component (GO): nucleus
Molecular function (GO): protein tyrosine phosphatase activity
Source: RefSeq, a predicted model, not a curated record